UCAUGCUGCUGCCAGGUCCAGAGUGUCUCAUGGGUCCCUGUACGGCCUCCCAUUGCUGCUGUCUCCAUCGCCACACUCUGCCAUGUGCCACUUUCAGGUCUCCUCACACUGCUGGUGUGUUCCAUUUUUUGUCAUAGGGUGCUGGCAGAUUACGGGCCCCAUAGCUGCUGCCAGGCCCCUAAUCUGCCAUGGGCCCCUGUACCGCCUCCUCAUGCUGCUGCCAGGUCCAGAGUGUCUCAUGGGUCCCUGUACGGCCUCCCAUUGCUGCUGUCUCCAUCGCCACACUCUGCCAUGUGCCACUUUCAGGUCUCCUCACACUGCUGGUGUGUUCAUUUUUUGU
Molecule: messenger RNA, 340 nt
Organism: Staurois parvus
Lineage: Eukaryota; Metazoa; Chordata; Amphibia; Anura; Ranidae
Source: the annotation of a GenBank genome assembly